Owenia fusiformis is the source of this 387-nucleotide messenger RNA. Lineage: Eukaryota; Metazoa; Annelida; Polychaeta; Sabellida; Oweniidae. The record is from the annotation of a GenBank genome assembly.
AAACAUUCAAAUCUAUAUUAUGCAAAAAAAUCAAAUUUGUCCGAAGCAGGGAUAAUGCUCAUUUAUAUUGAUGAACUUCGUUCUCCAAACCGAGAAUCGUCCUUUAAGAUGUGUAGCUUAACCUAUUUAUUGACAGGAGAAUGGACUGGAGUGAUGCCGAAAGAUUCAGCUAUAUAUACAGACAACGCUAUAUUAGUUGGCAAUGAAUGCGACUUUAAAGAAGAAACACAUUUGUUGAAAAUCCGUCCACUCGAUGUCCACCCGGCUAAGUUCUACAAUGGUGAAAAUACUGGUCAAGGAGUAAAUACAUUAGAGGCUGAAGUCUGGUCCAGCAUAUAUGGUUAUGGCCUACAAUAUUCUAUUAAUUUGCAUGAAGCUUACGUUGAU